AGGUAAACUUCAGUCUUCCACGCGAGACCGGCGGCGCACCACGCACCAUUGAACGCGAUCAGUGAAAAUGUACAGGCUUGUUAGUUUACUGUUUGUAAUACAUACCUGCUCCAGUAGUCCCCAGUUAGACCUGCCUCCCAUAUCGAGCACGCAACGUAACUACGGCUAUGGAUUACUGUCGAGUACGCAGUCGAUAAACUCCCCAGGAAACCAGUAUGAUAGGAACUUCCAGUACAGUACAGCAAGACCGACAGCCGGUCCAAGUACCGCUGGUGUCUACUCAGUCUCCUCGACCCCGUAUAGCAGAAUCAACCCUGAUAUAAACAACAAUGGAUAUCCGAGUGUAGAUGGAAGGGUAUCUAGUUCUACCCUCAGACCCUACGAUGAUAGAAGUCGUGAUGAUAGAAUUGAUCUGAACAACGAUCCCAACUUUAGAAGGAACGAUCCGGAUUUUGUAAGAAGUGAUCCGAGGUACACAGGAUCCAACCCCUACGAUUUUAAUAGAGGUGAUACAAAUACCUUAGAUGAUAGGGUGAAUAGAGUGAAUUUGCAGCAGAUCAGGGAUUUUCUUCUCCAAGCUGACGACCAGGCUUCGAAAGAAUGUACGAAUAAUGUUGCAGCGCAGUGGAACUUUGAAACCGAUGUUAACGACGCCACUCAGCAUGCAGCGCUGGACGCUCAACAACGCUACACUCUAUUCCAAAGAGGCUUAUGGGAGGCGGCCCAGCAGAUCCCACGAGGCGCCAUCAGAGACUUCGCCACGUACAGGCAGCUCAGUCUCCUCUCAAUUAUCGGCCCUGCUGCUUUACCGCCUGAUCAGUUGGAUAGAUACAACCGCAUCAUCAACGACAUGCUAGCAGUAUACAACACAGCAGAGAUAUGCGCGUACAACGAGCCCUUCAAGUGCGGUCUCCAUCUGCAACCAGAGCUGCAGUUCAUCAUGUCCCACUCUAGAGAUUGGGAUGAGCUGUCCCACGUCUGGACUGAAUGGAGAAGGAACACUGGCAGGAGGAUCAGGGAUCUGUACGAGCAGCUCGUGGAUCUGACGAAUCAAGCUGCCAGGUUGAAUAACUUCACCGAUGCUUCGGCUUACUGGAUGUUCCCUUAUGAAACUACAAACAUGAGACAAGAAGUAGACGAGGUGUGGGAGCAGAUCAAGCCCCUCUACGACCAGCUUCAUGCUUACGUCCGUCGUCGUCUGCGAGAGUCCUACGGUCCGGAGAGGAUCUCCAGAUCUGCUCCUAUCCCGGCGCACAUCCUGGGCGACAUGUGGGGGCAAAGCUGGUCGGGAAUAGUGCCCUUCACCCUCCCCUAUCCUGGCAAGAAUUUGGUUGAUGUGUCUCCAGAAAUGUUGAAUCAGGGUUACACUCCCCUGACAAUGUUCCAACUGGCCGAGGAGUUCUUUGUCUCUAUGAACAUGACAGCGAUGCCUCCUGACUUCUGGUCUCUCAGCGUGCUGGACAACCCCCCAGACAGACAUGUUCACUGCCAGCCGUCUGCGUGGGACUUUUGCAACCGACAUGAUUACAGAAUAAAGAUGUGCACGCACGUGGACAUGAAGGACCUCAUCACGGCUCACCACGAAAUGGCGCACAUAGAAUACUUCCUCGCGUACAGAAACCAGCCUAAGGUUUUCCGCGAUGGCGCUAAUCCUGGUUUCCACGAGGCAAUUGGUGAGACUAUCGCCCUGUCAGUAGCGUCUCCUCGCCAUCUCCAAACCCUGGGUCUCGUGCAGCGGUCCGUGGAUGACACAGCCCACGACAUCAACUAUCUGUUCACGCAAGCCAUGGACAAGUUGGCCUUCCUGCCAUUUGCCCUGGUGAUGGACCGGUGGAGGUGGGACGUCUUCACAGGAGACGUUAGGAAGGAACAGUACAAUUGUCAUUGGUGGAGGCUUAGAGAACAGUAUCAAGGCGUGAAGCCGCCAGUCCUUCGCUCCGAGUUGGACUUCGACCCUGGCUCCAAGUACCACGUGCCUGCCAACAUCCCGUAUAUAAGGUAA
Messenger RNA from Manduca sexta (tobacco hornworm), 2002 nucleotides. RefSeq names its product angiotensin-converting enzyme (gene Ance-3). The record is from RefSeq and is a predicted model, not a curated record. The coding region runs from base 68 to 2002 and encodes 644 amino acids. NCBI's taxonomy places the organism in Eukaryota, Metazoa, Arthropoda, Insecta, Lepidoptera, Sphingidae. The transcript is spliced from 9 exons. Gene Ontology annotation, molecular function: metallopeptidase activity; peptidyl-dipeptidase activity. Gene Ontology annotation, biological process: proteolysis. Gene Ontology annotation, cellular component: plasma membrane.